Molecule: messenger RNA, 327 nt
Organism: Paramecium tetraurelia
Lineage: Eukaryota; Ciliophora; Oligohymenophorea; Peniculida; Parameciidae
Exons: 1
Source: RefSeq, a predicted model, not a curated record
AUGGCUUAAUAAAAUAGUCAACUCCAUCUUAGAUAUUGGAGUUCUAGUGAUUGGGAUUUUAAGAAAAAGAAAGAACUUCAACAUCAAAUGCUAGUUACAAGGUAGAGAUUCUUUGAAUCUAUGAGACCAUAAGAAGUAAAACGGAUUAAUACUACUAAUUUUCAUCAAUAUGUUAUCGAUAUUAGAGAAUAUUAUGAAAAAAGAAAUCAGCAGCUUAUAUCAAGUAAAAAAUAUAGUAGAAGCACGAAAUCCUUAAAAAAUAUAUUUAGUAAUAACAAUCUAAUGCAUAAAUUUAAAUCGUAACCAUUCUUUCCAGAUAUUAAUUGA